GAUAAUGUUCGACAAUUUACUAUAGAGUACAUCGUUCAUAUUAGCUUUUGGUUUACUCAGUACUUUGUAGGCUGACUGCAACGAGCACUCGUCCUCAAUCACUGGACAGAGAUAUAAAUACGUGCCACUUAGUAUGAAGAUAGAACCAAUGUUUUGUUUGAUAAUAUCUGUUUCUUUUAAUAUUAUUAUUACUUAACUUGAAGUGUGGUACACACAGGUCAGCAUCUCUCAUUUAUGCACAGUUAGAAGCAUCUCGUCACGGUUUGCUGACAUGGUCCUCCAGGUCCUUUGCCUGCUAACGCCCAAUCUCGUCUGUUCCGGUUAGGCCCUUACUAGGGCAGUGUCCCUUUGUAGACGUCUAUCGGACGGGUAGCCUUAGACGGUCGAUGAAGUUUGGCUUGUCGGCAUUUCGGCGCCGCUCUUUCUGAUUAGGCCGAAGGGCGCGACCUCUGGUCACGACGGCAGUCGAAGACGCGAUUUGAUUUCGCCUUAUGAAGUCUCAAAGGCCCAGACCUAGUUCUUCGGCUCGGGAGAGAAUCGGGGUAGUUACGAACACACGCACACUCUUAGACAGAUAAAUAUACACACGGAGAUUUUGGCAUUCACAACUCAUGUUAUUGCUGUUGGUGUUGUUGAAAAGCGCUCGGCAGGGCCAGCACAUUGAGGCUUCAAAGAGUCCAACAUGAACUACUACUACUGACAACCGUCCAUAUUCGUUUGCGAGCGUUUAAUGGACGUAAGAGAUCAGUGAUAGUGGCGGCAUCCGCCAGCUAUGAAACUUGGAUAGGAGACCAAUCAUGGCUCGCUGACAUACUAACUGUAAAGAGUGGACGUGAACGUUCAGUUCUAGCCUAUUGCGAUGUAUCUUUGCAUAGAAUUGGCUUGUUGUCUAAAUCACUUAUCAUUAGAACCAGAUUUUCUAGGUUAUAUACCUCUUUGACGUUGACUAGUUAUACCGAGUGGCCUAAGCCCAUAGAGAUCCACUGAAGGUUCGAAGAAUGUCGGCAGCUGCGGGCGAUUUGGUGCGACGGUUGUGAGGACCGCUCGCAUUUAACUAUACGAAAAUGAAUGAAGCUGAAAGCACGCACAUACUUCCGAACGCCUAAGCCAUUUGUACUUAAUCAGCGAUUUUUUGAGGAAGUACUUUGUCAGCCCUUUGACUAAGUCAGUUCCAACCAUGUAUGAAAGUAGUCUUAGUGAUUUGUUCUAUGGCUCCCUGGAGAACAAGAUGUAUCUCAAAGAUUCGAUGUGCUUAAUACUAUUAUAGUUAAUAUUAUGCAAUGCAACGACGCUAUCUUAGGGUGCGUAUCUCAUUUUGGCACUGCUUGAGCCACUCGUUUACCUUUCCUUAGUGUUGACUAGGAUCGUCACGUUCAGGUGCGUUAUCAAUAUUAGUGAAAGAUUUAAAUCUAUCAGACCGCAAUUUAAAAGAACCUAUCGAUGGGAUCUCCGUCUAAUGUUUAGUUCAAGUGUGUUGACCUUCAGAGUGAGUAUCUCCUAGCAAGAAACCAGCAAUUAGUCAAAGUUCCUAAAUUGUAUUUAUGUGUUUUUGAACAGAUUGGCUAGCCGCAAUUGCGCUCACGUUACCUUCUGGAGAGAAUGUUAACACGUCAUUCGGAAUACUGUUUUAUUAGGUGCGCUUCCCGAUUUUUUCGUUUCCAUAUUGACCUCUGCCUUAACCGUGUAAUGGGUCGAGGAUCCGUUGGGUCGGUAAACCAGCGACCACAACAAUCAAUGCGUUGAAGAGCCCAAGGCACCUCAAGCGUUCUCUGAAGAGUCGCACAAAACCCACCAGACGAAAUUUCUAUACAUCUUUUAAAGAGUACAUCACGGUAUCCGAUCACCCACAACCGUCCGCGAGAAACUUACGUCGUCCAAUCCACAAAGCACCAUAAAGCACCGCCUACUCGCUGUUAAUCUUGAGAAAGUUUUGCGGAAGACAUACUUUGAAGGGGAUGCAGCAAGUAGGUCGGUAGCUAAACUAAAUUUCUAACCCGGCAUCUGACAUCUCCGUGAUCCAGGGGUUAACCUCUCGUUAUUCGCUAGUUUCAUUUGAGCUUGUGCAUUGAAUGAAGCUAAUCGAAGAUGAUCAGUCGGUAUGACUUAUCAACUGCGUGUAAGUGCUAUACGUCUUUUCAGUUGCCUUGUCCAAGUUACUGUUUCAUUGUUGAACAACGGUAACGACCGGUCGACCUCACGAGGCUCCGCCCCUGCACGAGAGCGGUGAGGGGAAGGCGGUACAGGAGGUGACGAUCGACAUCGCCGUGUGCGCGCGGGCAGCGAUCCACGUUUAAUGGAGAAGAAGAACCAUGAGAUACCGUAGGCUCAUAGAUGGUGAUAAUGCGCAGGACUUCAGUUAAGCGGAGAACCUUGUCAGAUGCGGAUGCAUGCAUCCCACCCAUGCGGAUUAUUCCGUGAUACACGCAGUGUCUGAAGUGCGACCAGUAGCAUUGUGUACCUGCAUAUGUGCCCUCUUCAGCGGAACACCCACGUUCCCCAUUGGACUUGGACUGAAAGAUAUCAAGCACGUUGAAAAAUGUUUGCCCGCGGAUGGCUACGGUGGAGUACGGCGCUGAUAACGCUUGCCACUUGGAUGGCCUGUGGAGUGGCAGAAUGCAAUUGUAGAAAGACCGGCCGUGGUGUGGAGUCCAGCAUCCCAACUAGCGUUCGUAAUCAAUUCCAGCGGCAGGACACCGAUACUGCAACUUAUACAUUUGGCUCUGAUGCGGGGCCAGAAGACCCAAGCGGGCAUUUUCGACAAGAGGAACGUCUGGAGGACGGGUCAGUUCGUGGCCGUUAUGGCUAUACAGAUCCAAAUGGACUAAUAAAAAUUGUCGAUUACUUCGCUGAUGAGAGCGGCUUCCACAUCCUUCAUGUCAAAACGCAGGCCGCAAAAAGGAAAAACCAACGAAAAGAACCCGAGCACUCCGAACCGUUCGGGCCUUUUCUAGGUGUCCUGCCACCAUUUCUGCCUAAAUAUAAAAGUGGUGUUACAAACAACGAUCUGGGUGACUUUCCUGUCAAUGAGAUCUAAAUCAAGACCUGUUACUCUACGUCAAGCACAAUUACUAUGCCACUUGAGCAUCGUCGGUCCGCCUUUUCUCGAAACCAGCUGUCAAAAAGCUAUAUCACGAUUGUACGCGAACGUGGCUACACAAAUAGCCAAGCAAGACCAUCAGAUGCUCUAAUAAUCAGCGACUUUACACACUAACAUAGUAUGCUGGCAUUCAUCUUGGACAAAACGUGCUUGUCAAGGGAAAGUACCUAAAACAUACGUAACUUAGUCGGAUGCCUCAUUAGGCUCUCAUGUGAUAUUGUAUAUGGACAAAGAAGGCGAAAGAAAGAUCUGUUAACCUUCCCACCCGACGCGAGUGGCAACAUAUAUGAUGCUUCUGCCGGGAUUUGUUUGUAUAAUACAUAGGUAGAUUGUUACUUAAUGAAUUCCUUGUUGCUGAUUUACAUUAACUGCCUGAUGUCUUUCUUUUGAGCAUAGAUAAUACAAUUUUUAUAUUUAUAUAGACUGGCUCACAAACUUUUCAUUUGCUAAUCCGCUUUAUGUAGUGUUACUAACUUUCGAA
Varroa destructor (honeybee mite) is the source of this 3578-nucleotide messenger RNA. RefSeq lists its product as uncharacterized. Lineage: Eukaryota; Metazoa; Arthropoda; Arachnida; Mesostigmata; Varroidae. The record is from RefSeq and is a predicted model, not a curated record. Gene Ontology annotation, molecular function: structural constituent of chitin-based larval cuticle. Gene Ontology annotation, cellular component: chitin-based extracellular matrix.